UGAAAUUGACAACAAAUUAUAUAUUGACAUAACAUAACCUCAUAAUUUUGAGAAUUGUAGUACUAGUUUGUAAAAAAACUAAAGAUGCCUAAAAUAUCGUCAUUAGUUAAUUUUAUAGCAAAACGAAACAUUUCUUUGACAGCGCCGCGGGAAGGAAAACGUAACUUUAGAAAAUUUGUUAUCGCCAACAAAAGAGGGACCCGUAUUCACAAGCAGCAACAAAUGGGUCCUAACGCACAACUAGAGGUAGACAAACGAGGGGUUCGGGAUAUAGGAUACCAACUAAAUGGUCGGUUUGUCAAAGUCCCAGAAAUGAUACCGGAAAUAAUCGUACCAAAUUUAAAAGAUUGCGAUUUGAAUCCCUAUGUUUCCUACAAAGCAGAAGAUGUCAUUCAAAGUGAAUUUACAGCACAGCAACUGUUUGACGCGGUUUAUAGCAAAAAGAUUGUUACAGACUUCAAGCAAGGUAAACUAGAUGCAGACGGUCAACCGCUAGAACCUUCAGUUGAAGAGAAAUUACAGCCAGAUGAAGCUAUUCAAAGGGCAAAGCGUACAGGCUCAGACAUAUUUUAAAUGUGUUUAUGUUAAGAAGAUUAGGCAUUGUUUAGUAUAUAGUUAAAUGUUUCUGUUAUUAAAUUGAUCAAAUUACAAA
Pararge aegeria (speckled wood butterfly) is the source of this 652-nucleotide messenger RNA. RefSeq names its product 39S ribosomal protein L41, mitochondrial (gene mRpL41). NCBI's taxonomy places the organism in Eukaryota, Metazoa, Arthropoda, Insecta, Lepidoptera, Nymphalidae. The transcript has a single exon. The coding region runs from base 85 to 573 and encodes 162 amino acids. Gene Ontology annotation, cellular component: mitochondrial large ribosomal subunit. Gene Ontology annotation, biological process: translation. The record is from RefSeq and is a predicted model, not a curated record. Gene Ontology annotation, molecular function: structural constituent of ribosome.